This is a messenger RNA of Darwinula stevensoni, 1399 nucleotides long. Lineage: Eukaryota; Metazoa; Arthropoda; Ostracoda; Podocopida; Darwinulidae. The record is from the annotation of a GenBank genome assembly.
AGAUGCUGUGAUACUUAUGAAAGUGGCCAUGUCAGUGGCAGUGGUGACAUUCCAGCGGAUGAGGAGGGAAGAGAAGGAGUUGAAGGAAGUUGCUGCACCAUACCGAUCUGAGGUCUCACCUUAUGCUCAGCAAGGAGGGGAAUUCCCACCUGAAGUACGACAGUGGGUGAAUUCGAUCUGUCGAUCCAUCCCUAAUCCCACCGUAUCCCACACGUCUAAAGUCAUCGUUUUGGGAGACAUUGCUGUAGGGAAAACUUCUCUUGUCAACAGGUUUUGUUAUGAGGUGUUUGACACUCAAUACAAGGCAACCAUUGGAGUUGACUUUGAGGUGGAGCGCUUCACGGUUCUAGGUGUUCCAUUCCACAUACAAUUUUGGGAUACAGCUGGAGCUGAGAGAUUUCGUUGCAUCGCUGCUUCCUACUAUCGAGCUGCUCAGGUAAUUGUGGUGGUGUAUGACAUGACGGAUCUCUUGACUCUGGAACACUGCCAGAAGUGGCUCAAUGAUGCCCUCGAUGCCUCUUCUCCUUCCUCCUCUGCGAAGCCACUCGUGUUUCUUGUUGGCACCAAAAUGGACUUGAUGGCAACUGAGGCAAUUGGUGCAAUUGAAUCCAGGGUGACAGAAAUGUGCGCCCUCUUGGGAGCCGAGAUGUGGUCGGUGUCGGCCAAGACCGGAGAAAACAUCUCACAGCUAUUCUCCCGCAUCGCCUCGUUGGCAUUUCUGACCUAUGUUCGUUCCGACACAGAAGAGCGUAAGAACUCUGCAUCGGCAACCAUUGGAAAUCAUUCCAUCAAAUGGUUUGGUCCAAGCUAUAAAGGGGAUUUGGAUCUUCCCCCGCAAUUCACGAGCCUGGGCCAUCGUCCAGACGAUGAGAGUGUGGGCGAGGCCACCGAAUGGGAUCGCGUGUUCGCCGUGUACGUACGCGGGCGCUACUUUAUACGAACUGACUCCCAAGUAGAUAAGUACCGGAUUCGCAUUCGCAUUGGCAAAAUGCAUCGACGCAUUCCUACCAAGACGCAGAACGUCCAUGGUCCAGCCCAGAGACAAGAUUCGAAGAAGAAAAACACCUGGGAAAAAUUCGACCCAACCGGAAGAAAGACCCUUCGCGCCGUAAGCGUCCAGCGGGCCAAUCAUGCGGACCCGCAGGCCUCCCAGGUAGAUGAUGGCUUUGCACGAUGCGAUGUGCCCGGUCGCAUUCCCAUCAAGCCGCAGAAUGCCCAUGAUUUCAUCCCAGAGGCAAGACUUGAAAGAGAAACGCACGAGAAAAAUUCGGCCCGGCCCGACCCGACCCCGAAGAAGAAGCUGAGAGAUCCCUCGCCCGAAACGACCCGCGGCUCGGGGGUCUGCCGAUUGGGCAGAUCCGCAGCCUGCGCAGGCUACCAGGUGGAUGAAGUGAUUUAA